AUGCCAUUUUCGCCUGUGGACACAUUGUCAGAUGAGGAUCUCCCCCGUGGUGGGCAAGUGGAGCCUGCCGUGGAUCCACGGCAGCAUGGUGGACAGCUUGUGGCUGCUGAAAUCAUGCCACAGCUGUCGAAGAAGCGUGAGGCUUCAAAACAGUUUGGCCCAGGGGACCUGAUUCGUCUACAACAUGGACUCCGCCGGGCAGUGCAGUCCAAUUGCGCUUGCAAGAUGUCGAGUUGUCGCAAAGCUUUUCGAGAUCCUGCACGGUUUGAGGAGUUGGUGAAAUACCGUCUUCGACUACGAGAAAUGCACAAGAUGGACAUUGACAAAGAGGUAUUCGCUAUGUUGAAGCAGCAGCGCUUCAACGAGAGAUGCGGCGUCACUUUAUUGGGGGAGGCUAUGUGCCACAGAGCCUUUAGGCUUUUGGUUGGCAUUUCUAAAUCUCGAUUGCAACGCUUGCGGAAAGCCAUUUUGGAAGGGGCUGAAUGCUGUCCACACGAUCGCCGCUAUGUCCCCAGGAAGGGAUUGUGGCUGCACAAGAACAAGGCCAGAGCGGCAGUAGCAGAGUUUCUGAUGCAGUGCUACCAUGUUCAGGCUGAACCAAUGCCUGAAGCUGUCAAAGAAUCGGAGAUGAAAGUGGGUCUCAAGCCGGUGAAGCGGAGGGGCAAACGCCCGCGAAGUGCUUUCAAAAAAGAUUCAACAGAACAUGGCUACCCUGACACGGUAAAGUUUCUGCCGCCGGGCACUUUGGGUGAUUACCAUGAGCAAUGCCAGCACGAGAAUCCCAACAUCAAAAUUUCCCGGAAGACCUUUUGUCGUGUAUGGGAAGAGAGUUUCAGAGACAUGUUGGUGAUCCGUGCGAAGACCCAACAUAGUAAGUGCAAUCAAUGCGUGAGAUAUAAGUUGCUGAUAGCCAAGCUCCAUGACAACCCAAUGGCCAAGAAGGAGCAGCUGGAAAGAUUUCGAGUACACCUUGCUCGGCAAUACGAGGACCGCGUUGCCUACUGGAACCUUCGCGGCCUCAGCAGAUUGCGGCAGCUAUCUGAUAGUCGGCAAGUUGUUUGCGUGGCAAUUGACACAGUUGACCACUCCAAGUUCGUGUUGCCGAAAUCUUUGGCAAUGCAGGCGAAAGAUUUCAGUCAAUUCCUGAAGCCUUCUUUGACAGUGACAGCCGCUUUGAUACAUGGGGUGGCUUGCAUCAUCCACAUUGCUGAGCCACACAUUUGCAAAGAUUCUUCCUACACCACGGAGAUUGUAGCCCACACGUGCAAGAUCAUUUCAGAGACUGAGGGGAUCUACAUGCCACAGGUUUGCGUACAUUUUUGUGGAGACAAUUCGUCUCGAGAGCUCAAAAACAAUUCUGUGUGCCGCCUUCUUAGUGGACUUGUUUCCGCUGGCCGAGUGAGGGUGGCCACUCUCCAAACAUUGGAGAGUGGCCACUCUCAUGAGGAUAUCGAUCAGAUGUUCUCAUCCCUUGCAGCUUGGGUAAUGGGCCAGAACGAGUUGCACACCACCAGUGACUUUGACAGUUCAAUUUCUCAGUGGUUGGCACUUCCCACGACCCGGCCAACAGAGCCAAGAAAGCUGGUGAACCGCAUCCACCAGGUGCGAGACUGGAAGAACCAUUUGAAUCUUCUGCAGAGAGACAACCAGCUGACUGGAAUAGGUGGGCCAGGGGCUCCCCAUCUCUUUGAGUUCAGUCGCAUGCAUGAUGGAGGACAGGGGUGGUUUACAAGCAUAUGA
Molecule: messenger RNA, 1740 nt
Organism: Cladocopium goreaui
Lineage: Eukaryota; Dinophyceae; Suessiales; Symbiodiniaceae
Source: the annotation of a GenBank genome assembly